Molecule: messenger RNA, 8038 nt
Organism: Bombina bombina (fire-bellied toad)
Lineage: Eukaryota; Metazoa; Chordata; Amphibia; Anura; Bombinatoridae
Gene: USP54
Product: ubiquitin specific peptidase 54
Exons: 23
Coding region: 1850-6982 (1710 amino acids)
Biological process (GO): protein deubiquitination
Molecular function (GO): cysteine-type deubiquitinase activity
Source: RefSeq, a predicted model, not a curated record
UUUACGCAUGUAAGCAUGGACCAAUACAGAUGAGACUGGGACUGAGACUUGCAGUACUCUUUUUGCAUGUAAGCAUGGACCAAUACAGAUGGGACUGAGCCUUGCAGCACUCUUUAUACAUGUAAGCAUGGACCAAUACAGAUGAGACUGCGACUGAGCCUUGCAGUACUCUUUAUGCAUAUAAGCAUGGACCAAUACAGAUGAGACUGGGACUGAACCUUGCAGUACUCUUUGGCAGCUAAAGAGUUAACUUUGUAUGUAAUUAAAAAGGAUAUUUAUGAGCUGUUUCACUGGAGUAGAAUGUAGCUGUGUUUCCUAUGUCUGUGCACUGAGCCUGCGUUGUGCUGCCUGCAUCCCUGACCUGCAUUUGCAUCAGCCUGCCCCCUGCACACUGUGUUGUAGCUUCCCAAGCACACACACACGCAAGCUCCAGUCCAGCAAGCUAUCACUUUAAGAAAAACAAUGACCUGUGUGUGGGAGGAGGGGCUGCAUCCUGAGAAUCAGGUGCAUGUCUGAAGCGAUGAUGUCAUCCCUAUAAGCAGACCUGCCUUGGAGGGAAGAGGGAACGAACAUACAGAUGCUGGAACCAGUGCUUUGCCUAAGUGCAGGAUUGCUGAUGAGAGAAUGAGCAGGACAUGGCUCGGACUACAUGCAUUUGGUGUUCCUGUUAUCAUCUGGAAGAUGUCCCUUAAAAGGGUUAAACCCAGCUUUUUUUUGGAUUGUGAAGAAACAAUGUCAACUGCACUAGGUGUUAAUGAAAGACUGUGCUUCUAAAAUACCUACAGAACUAUGGAGAAAGAGCUGGGCUAAAUUGCACUAUAUUAACCUUUUAAUCUCAGUGAACUAACCCCGUCUAUUCAAUUGCCAAAAACUUAGAAGCUACAAGAAAAAAAAAAUAUCUAUCUAUAUAUAUUUAUUUAUUUUUUAAAUUAAACGUUUUUGUACAAAAUAUAUAUAAAAUAUUUUAUUUCGCCAUUUCCACUGAUUUCCUUUCCCCCUCUUUAUCCUCUACAUAUAGACAGUCUUCCUCAUUUUGUUUGGAAUUGUCAUUCUAUCUCAUAAAGACUGAGUAUAUAGCGUAGAGGUGAGGUUUUGGCAGAGCUCUGCUAAACAAUGCAGGAUACUAAUUAAAUGACGCAACCCUCUGUUUUUCCCCCUCACUUAUAAACUCCUCUCCAACAUCCUGAGAUUUUCAGUUAUUAAGAAACAAGGCUGGGAUACAAUUAUCAAGAUUUCCACCACUUUAAAGUAUUUUUAAGUUUGAAGAAAUUUCUAAAACAAAAUAGUAGCUUGUAAAGAUUCAUGCCAUAACCUGUACUUGUUAAAGUGGAUUUUCCUGAUGCCUCUGCUCUCCACAGGGGGACACUCGUCAUGUGAGAAGUGCUGAUAGGAGUUGCCUAAUUUGCUUCUCUCUUUGUGUUACUUGCUCUCUGUCAUCUUUCUGUUCAAGCACCGAGAAGGAAUUAAGAGACAACUUUGUGCUCAUUUUGGAACCUGCUGGGCAAUAGCAUCAAUUUGUUUGGACCACUGGAAAUAACUACAAGCAGUAUUAUUCGAUAACUUGUGAUUGCUUCUGACUGAAGGAUUUUUGUAGUCUCACCAUCAAAGGGAAUGACAUUAAUUUGUCUUUUCAUACAACACUUGUUGCUAUUUCUCCUCCAUCAGUAACUUAUGUCGCUCUCAUGGUCUUCAGGAUUAGAAAAAAAUUAACAUUUGUGUUUGAUUUCUUUUUCUUUGGACUUUCAUAGUGGUUUUAAAUUUUUAUUUUAGAAAGGAUUUCCAAACUCUCAAAUACAGACACUGAAAUCCUCAGUGUAUUAUCUCUUGUUUAUUUUUUGCACUACACUCAAUGAUGUCUUGGACACGAAAUUAUUUUUCUACUGGUCGAGGAGGCACGCAGGAGAUGUUCACUCCACGUAAUUCCAUAUCCAUAGCUCCAAGCAAAGGCCUGAUUAAUGAACCAGGACAAAAUAGCUGCUUCUUAAACAGUGCACUGCAGGUAUUGUGGCACUUAGACAUUUUCCGACGGAGCUUCCGACAGCUGACGACACACAAGUGCAUGGGAGACUCUUGCAUAUUUUGUGCGCUUAAGGGAAUUUUUAACCAGUUCCAGUGUAGCAGCGAGAAGGUGUUGCCCUCAGAUGCGCUUCGCAGUGCCCUUGCUAAGACGUUUCAGGAUGAGCAGCGCUUUCAGCUGGGUAUUAUGGACGAUGCAGCGGAAUGCUUUGAAAACCUCCUUAUUCGCCUUCACAUUCACAUUGCGGAUGAAUCUAAAGAAGACAUCUGCACUGCUCCGCACUGCAUCCCCCAUCAGAAGUUUGCAAUGACGUUGUUUGAACAGUGUGUUUGUACUAGCUGUGGCGCCACAUCAGAUCCGCUGCCGUUCAUUCAGAUGGUGCAUUACAUUUCCACCACUGCACUCUGCAACCAAGCAAUAUGUAUGCUGGAGAGAAAACAGAAACCAACCCCAGAUAUGUUUGGGGAACUGUUGCAGAAAGCGAGUACCAUGGGAGAUUUGAGGAACUGCCCGAGUAACUGCGGAGAAAAGAUCAGAAUUCGCCGGGUGCUCAUGAACGCUCCUCAGAUCAUUACCAUUGGGCUGGUGUGGGACUCUGAUCAUUCAGACUUGGCUGAAGAUGUCAUCCACAGUCUUGGAACUUGUCUGAAGCUCGGAGAUUUGUUUUACAGAGUAACAGAUGACCGGGCAAAACAUUCAGAGCUGUAUUUGGUUGGAAUGAUCUGUUAUUAUGGGAAACAUUAUUCCACUUUCUUUUUGCAAACCAAGAUUCGCAAAUGGAUGUACUUUGAUGAUGCUCAUGUGAAAGAGAUUGGCCCAAAAUGGAAAGAUGUGGUGACAAAAUGUAUAAAGGGACAUUAUCAGCCACUACUACUCUUGUAUGCUGAUCCUAGGGGUACCCCGGUGUCUGUGCCAGAUGUUUUAUCUCAGAUGGAUCUACGUCAGUAUAGUAGAAACUGCUAUGACAGCGAAGACUCUGGCAGGGAACCGUCCAUCUCUAGUGACACCAGGACGGAUUCCUCCACUGACAGUUACCACUACAAGCACUCGCACCAUGAGUCUGUGGUCAGUCAUUUCUCCUCUGACUCUCAGGGUACAGUGAUCUACAACCUGGAGAGCGAUGCAGCAUCGCAAAGUAGCAGAGAUACAGGGCACUUGACGGAUAGCGAGUGCAAUCAGCGGCACUUCUCUAGGAAAGGGCCUUUGGCAGACCGGAAGAGAAGCUCCAGUCGUCCUCGACGAAAAGGAGAUGAGUCUCAAUCUUCCGGCUAUCACAGUGAAGGUGAGACCUUAAAAGAAAAGCAAGCUCCCAGAACUGGUUUGAAACUGUCCAGCAGUUCAAGCAGACUAAGAGACUUUAAAGCGACUGUUAGCAAUAUGAUCCACAGCAGACCUUCGCAAGCGUCACAGACAUCACAGAGCUUGCACCAUGUGGUGAAUGCUUUGGAUCAAGCAGAGGUCAAGCCUCCUACAAGUCUGGCGGUGCGACCCCGUGAUUGGGACAUAGAAAGCCCAAACAUUGAGACAAAGUCCAGCUUAACCAAUAGGUAUCGACCAACAUGGCGCCCUACACGUGAGCCGCUAAAUGUAGAUAGUGUCUUAAGAACGGAAAAGAGGAAAAUAACUGCAUAUUGUCCGCUCAGCCCCUUCUCUGAAGACUCAGCAAAAGAAUUGACAAUCAACGAGUUACGAGAAGCGACCAACCCUGAUACAAAGGAAAAGCACCAGUGUGUGAAAUACAGGAGCUGGGGCAUAGGACGAGGCGCCCAACACAUUCUAGAUUACCAGCAGCCGCGUCUUAUCCAGAGAAUGGAGUCUGGCUAUGAGAGCAGUGAGCGUAACAGCAACAGCCCAAUCAGCAUGGACCUGCCUUUGUCAGAAAACUGUAGUGCAUUCCGGGAAUAUCACUCAAGGAAAAGUCCCGGUACAGCUCCUACCUGGAGAAACAUCCCAAAAUCCCAAAGCAGCAGUGCGUUAGAUAUGGCGGAUUCUGCCUCCAGUGUCUGGGUGAAGGUUCAUCCAUCACAUGUGGCAGUAGAUGUUCCAGCACCUUCCAAGACUGAACUAGACGAACUCCAAGAGGAAGUGGCGCGGCGGGCGCGGGAGCAUGACUUGCGUAGGAAGCGCGAGAAGGAGCUUGAAGCUGCAAUGGGAUUCAAUCCACGACCUCGGCGCUUUUUAGAUUUGGAUGAAUUACAGAAUCAGGGAAGGAGUGACAGCUUUGAGCGAUCCGUGCAGGAUGCAGACUCUGUAUUUGAGCAGUCACUGAGGCUGGAACAGAAGGGAGAUUACACCUCAGCACUGGGCCUGUGUAAUGAAGCAAUUUCUAAAUUCAGACUUGCCAUGCAUGAUGCCAGAACUAGCACUCACUACAGAACCCUAGCAGAUAAGAAGCUGCAAAUCUGUUUACGAAAAGCACGGAGUCUUCAGGACCGCAUGCAGCUGCCGGCCAUUCCUCAACCACCAUCAGUUUACCCCUUUCCACAGGGGGGAGCUAUAAUUCACAGCACAAGUGACCAGGAUAUCUCGGACCAAAUUCCAAUGAACAGACAGAUACUGCUGGAGACAAAAACAAAGGAGGACUUUGUGUCUACUCCAUUAUUCCACCCGUACAAUUCCAGCCAUGAGUUGCUUCCAUCGUCCUCUGAGUCUUCCAACAUGUCCGCUUCUGAGCAUAGCCCACUUAGUGAAACAUCAUCAAACUUCCUUGCUCCAUCUACAGAACUUGACUCCAGAGGUCCUUUUUCAUCUCCUCAGCCAAGAAUCAAUGAAAAAGUGGUAAGAACAGAGGAAAGUAGCCAAGUACUUCAAAACAACUCUUUAACUGAGAAGAUAAGUCCUGAAAACAAUAAGGUGGCCGGAGAGCAUGAAGGAAAAAAGGGUCUUCUGACACUGCGCAAGAUGAAACUAAAUGGAAUGAAGUCUGGUUCUUUACCAUCACUGUUAUUUCCGUGGGCAGGUCGCACGCAAGCUCAGUCUCCUGACAGAAGCAAUCCACCAAACCAUUGUAACAAAUCAGUUAGUACUCAAGAAGUUAUUUCAAGCGAUGAUCAGGUCGGGUCCUGUAGCAUCACACCAGUCACUCCACCUGGUCCCACCAAUCUUAACCUGCAAUCAGCUAAUAUGUUUUCAAGAGUGAACAGCCAUGAUACUUUAUUAGACAAGCAAUGCGAAACUAAGAAUACAGAACCAGGCAGAGUUGAGGCACCAAAGAGUAAGGGGCUGGUGCGCUCGCUAGCAGAACAGUUUCAAAGGCUUCAGGGGAGCUCACCAAAGAGAAGCAGCCUUGGAGUCAACUGCACUGGUGUUGACACUUCAGAACUAAGGACUUCACCAGUGCAAAUGCAGGAAUCAUUGAAUCGUUCAGACACUGAGUGUAUUUCACAACCCUUAGUAAGUCCGGAAAAAGAACCCAGCUGCAGAGAGGAGACAUUAACUGCAAAUGGUUCCAAUGUGCAUAGUAUUAAUGGUCAGAACACUGGGUCUCACAUGGAAGAAAUACCUGGAAGGGUUGUAGAUAAAGGCAUUAAAACUUCAUUUAGCCAAGGAAAACUUUUCUACAAAGGAGAAAAAAAGGUGAAAUUUGGAAGCACUGUUCAUUUGCCUGCCUCUAUGCCUACAGACCAGUGGGUUGAUAAUGUCACCAGAUAUUACAGUGCUCAGGUACCUGGUACAAGUGAUGAGCGCCAUGCUUACCAGACUUUGUCCCCUGGCUCAAAGUCACUAAGGGAUGGCUUGACAAGGAGCUCAAUAGAUCUGCACCAAGACUGGAAGAAGGAAACGGAAAAUGAGUUUUCAGAGUUAUAUAAGAACAGCCUUAAGUCUUGUCAGAGCAGUAGGAAUGUGCAGUGGAGGCCUGAGAAUGCCAGACAAUCAUUUGGAAAGUCACUUUUGGACAUUACUACGGUGGGGAAGAUACCACCUGCUGUUGGCCAUGGUCUGUCAAGGACUCCCACAGCAGAGAUUGAGCGCAAUCUCUGUGGAAGCUCUUAUUCGCCUAUGUCUAAGGUCACUCAUGGGAGGGACAAAAUUAGGGAGCCUGAAGACGACGAGCUGUACAGUGCAGAGAAUUUCCGGCGCCUGGCACGGAGCCUUAGUGGCACAGUCAUCAAUAGCAAAGAAGAGACGCUGGUCUCUUCUCAAAGUUUUGAGGCAUCCAAUGAGAGGAACCCACUUUCGGACAGCAGCCAUCGCUCUCACAGCUCCUCCUCCCACCCUUAUACCCACAAUCCUUCUGUCUUAUCCUAUGAACCCCAGCACCACCCAUCCCAGCUGCAGCACCCAUCCCAUGAGGUACUGGCGCCCAGCAUGGUGGGUGAGGCACACAGGCCACCAGGAGGUUCGAACUCCCAAAAGCUUUUGGCUCUGCCUGACAGGAGUGAAACUCUCCGAGGUAACGAAUACCCAAGUAUGGCACUGAGCUACGCAACUCUUCCAAGAACACCUAGGCUAAAAGCUUCAAUGUCCCAGAAAUCUUACGUUGAUGCACGGCAACACUCUGGCACUGGGGAACAGUGUGUCCCGAAUCAUCGUCAAUGGCAGGGUCACAUAGCUCAGGCAACAGAUAAAUCGGCAAUGAAUUCUGGCCUCAUGUGUUCACUUGGCAAUAGACCACAAGCUGACCUGUUUCAGAAAUCUACAGGGUACAGAGGUUACGAGUCUUACAAUACAAAUCACAGGCCACUGAACAGUGUAGAUUAUUGUACCUUACGAAUGCCGCAUAACUCUUCCAUGGACAGGAGGGUUACACGGGGAAAUUCUCUGGCCCAGCCUAGAAUUCAAGGUCCGAAAAGAGUGGAUAUGCCACCUGAAGAAGACUGGAGACAGAACAGUUUUGCUCCUCAAGCGGGUAAUAGACGUUCUCAUCUGGCAUACUCUCCUCACAGGAACUAUUUAACUGCUUCUGAGGUUUAUGGGAAUAACAACUGGAGAACGGCGCCUACUUUUCAUAGAAAUGGGCGGUAAUCUCUCUGUGCCCAGUCAGCCAGCCUAUCAUGGAAAUAUGUUUCCUUAAAGUAACUACUGCCAGAUUUGUAGCUUUUACCAUAGUUCCGAGCCUUGUAUAGCAAAGAAAGUUUUUGUAUAAUGUGUGUACCAGUGUUGUCUUAACACCUUUUUGAGCCUGUGGAAAGUCACAUUGUAUAUUCUGUGUUAGAUUUGGAACCUUAAUUGUUACUUGAGAGUGCCAGUCUGUUCUAGGAAGGCAUUGCAGUGAACUCUGUGGGUUCUGUUCUGGGAAUACAGGUAUACAAAGGUUGCAGCCACUUUUGAGUUGCUGUCCGAUCUUUCUUCCGCAUUACCAUAACAAGAACAAAUUUUCUGCAUUUUCAGUAUGGUGCUCUUUCAGCAAUAACUGCUUAGGGGACAAUUUAAAGUUGUACAGAUUGUGUUUACCAACUAUAUUUUGCAAUGCCCAAACCAAGUACAUAAAAUUAAGAAUUUUAGAAACCACUGCCGUUGCCGUCUCAGAACCUACUUCAGUUAGCAAUAGUCAUAUGUUGCAGUGGUGUUAAAUGAAACCUUUUUGUUAUAUGUCCGUUCCUUUUUGGUGAAUAGAUGACCAGGGUUCCAUAUACGUUACCUUAACCCAUGCACUGCAGUUCUGCGGAACAUAUAUUUUUUUUCUGGAUCUCCCAAAACUUUUCCUUAAUCUCAGCACUUAGAACAAAAACCAGCGCAAAGCCUUCUAGUCUGAGGGCUAGAGCUAUUAGAUGAAGAGAAAUAAUAUAUAUAUAUAUAUAAAUAUUAUAUUAUGUGCAGAUAGUUAAGCACAAACCUUGACUACUGUAAAGGAGGUAAGGGACACGGGGGCAAAGCCACGGUUGUUUUUGAUUGCCCACUCCCCCCUUACAUUCCCUCCAGUAACUGUAGCAAUGCUUAUAACAGAAGACUGUUAUUACUGCAUGCUUAACCCACUAUUGUUAACAGCUAGAAAAUGAAAUAUUUUAGUGUCAAAAUAUCUGCUUUUGUAAGUAUUUUUCAAAUAAAUAUAUAAAUAGUUCUAUUAAACAGCAGAAACAA